GAAAAAGAAAAUAGUCCAGUAAAGUACAAGUAACUCAAACUGUUGCUUGCUUACUAACAGUCCACCAGUGGGUUUAAGCAAGGGUUAGUUUUGGUUGGAGUUGAUGCCUGAGGAAUAAGUCAUUGUGUGUGUUUUCAGGACACGGAGGAGCAGAUUGCUAUAAAGCAGUGCCGCCAGGAACUGAGCGACAGGAACAAAGAGAGAUGGUGUCUGGAGAUCCAGAUCAUGAAGAGGUUGGAUCACGUCAACGUGGUCGCAGCUCGAGAAGUUCCAGAGGAAAUGAAGAAACUCGUGGCCACCAACGACAUGCCGCCGCUGGCCAUGGAGUACUGUCAGGGCGGAGACCUGAGAAAGUAUCUGAACCUGCUGGAGAACUGCUGUGGAAUGAGGGAGGGCUCCGUUAUGAUUCUGUUACGCGAUAUUUCUUCGGCUCUGACGUACCUCCACAAGAAGAGGAUCAUCCACAGAGAUCUGAAACCAGAGAACAUUGUGCUGCAGCAGGGAGAGAAGAGGCUGAUCCACAAGAUUAUAGAUCUCGGCUAUGCUAAGGAGUUGGACCAGAGCAGCCUUUGCACGUCGUUUGUUGGAACGCUGCAGUACUUGGCUCCGGAGCUCAUCGAGAGGCAGAAGUACACGGUCACUGUGGACUACUGGAGCUUCGGGACUUUGGUGUUUGAGUGUAUCACAGGAUUUCGGCCGUUCUUACCAACCUGGCAACCGGUUCCCUGGCACAAUAAACUCAGCAUGAAGCAGGACGAUGACAUUGCUGUCUACGAGGACCUCAGUGGGGAAGUCCACUUCUCCAAGCAUCUGCCACAACCCAACAACCUCAACAGUCUGUUAUUAGAGAAGCUGGAGAAGUGGCUGCAGCUGAUGCUGAAGUGGUCUCCUCAGGAAAGAGGCAAAGACAGCAGCGCUACACCCAGCGACUGCUUCUCCCAGCUGGAGCUCAUACUGAAACUCAAGCUGGUUCACGUCGUGAACAUGAUGUCCGCUAAGAUCCUGACGUACUCCGUUUCGAAUGAUGAGACCGUCGCCAACCUGCAGCUGAGAAUAGAAAAAGACGCCAAAAUCCCGGCGGCCAAUCAGGAGCUGCUGGUGGAGGCGGGGAUAGCCUUGGAGCCUAAUGGGCUGCUCAAGCUGUCCAUCAUAGAUUACAUGAAGGUGGAUGGGCGGCGGACGGACUUGCCUCUGGUCUUCCUGUUUGAUCGCUCGUCUUGCAAUUAUGAACCCCAGUUUGCUCCUCGAACGCUUCCUGAAAAUAUCCGUUAUGUCCAAACCGACCCUACGAACCUCCUGGCUUACAGCGCUCUGAGGAGGACUUGUGGCCAGGCGUGGCACACCAUCCGCUCUCUGAAGGAAGACUGGCAAAGACUGCAGCAGGGCCAGAAAGCCGCCAUCAUGAGCCUGCUGAGACACAACUCUUCACUGUCCAAACAGAAGAACGAGAUGGUGUCCAUGCACCAGAGACUCACGGCCAAACUGGACUUCUUCACCACCAGCCUUCACAUUGACAUGGACAAAUACCAGGAGCAGACGGCCACCGGGAUCGCAUCGGAGAAGCUGGUGGCUGUGUGGAAGGAGAUGGAACAAACUGCUGUCAGCUGUGGUCAGGCCAAGGUGGCUGAACUGGAGGAGGAGAUGAUGCAGCUGCAGCCAGACAUCGUGGAUGUGCAGAGGCAGCCAUGGAGGAGUGGAGAGACCUUGGACACACUCGAAGGAAAAGCCAUGGAGAUGUUCCGCAAACUCAGAGAGAAACCCAGAGACCAGAGGUGCUCAGGAGACACUCAGGAAGUGGUUCGUCUGGUGUUCCAGGCUGUGCAGUUCUACGAGAGGAAGCUCAAAGAUUUCUACACACACCUCAGUAAGACAGCAGUGUGUCGCCAGCGCGUGAUGGAGCUGCUGCCGAAGGUGGAGGGCGUGGUGCAGAAGAUGGCGGAGAGCGAACAGGUCCUGAUGAAUCUGCAGGAGAGGCGGCAGAGGGAGCUGUGGUUCCUGCUCAAAGUCGCCUGUAGCAAAGUUCGCAGCCCGGUGAGCGGGAGUCCCGAUGGCUUACGAACACCUUCGUCGGUGCCGCCCCUGCUGACGCCCAGACACAGCUUACAGCAGCUAGAUGAGUCUCUUUUGGAGGAGAGCAGGACGUUCGAGAGUCGCCUCCAGAGUUUGCUGCACGACACCAUCCAGGAGUCGGAGAGCAGCAUGGAGAUGCUGAGGGAGUGGACGUGGCUGAAUGGAGGCCAGAGCUUCUCCAGCGACCUCUCCUAUACCGGGUUUCAUUCUUAGCGUACGCGUGGUACUCUGCUGCCCCCGUGGGGAUGGGAUGUCAAACUACACGGGGACGUACGACCAGCUGCUCCGUCUGGUGUAGUAGCUGCUGGCACAUAUUUGCUUAAUGAGAUUACAUACUCUUGUCUGACUUUGUAGGGAUAAAGAGGAUAAAUAAUGCCAACCUGUAGUGCACUGAAGCAAACUGUAUCACUCAUUACAGUUACUGUCAGAGGGAUCCACUGGAGUGUGGUCUCAUUAUUUACCGUUGUGUAGCUUUAAUAGAACAUUUUGGGUAAAAUUGCACUUCAUUAGGCACCGAUCAGCCGGGUAUUGUUGAAUCAGAUGAUCCUUGAGUAACAACAGGUUUAUCAAGUCUCAGUGAGACCAUAAACAUACAUUCCUACGGUGCUUUUCAUUAUGAUAAAUUAUGAUCUUCACAUCUUGUUUCCUUCCGUUACUCAGAAAUUGGGGGUCUUCCAAUGUCUUAAAUGCACCUCAGAGAGAGAGAGGAGGCUUCUGGAGGAGAUUAGAGAGGAAACACACUUGUAUCCUACCUCUUGUGUCCUAGCUGGGAGGAGCUAGGACACGAGAAAGAGACACGUUAGUAAAGCAGCCCCACAGUCCCACUGUUUAUGUAGAGGAUUACACAAACAGAUGACAUGUAUUACCUUUAAAUUUACAUAUAAUCUGGGGAAUGUAAAUAUGUAAAGACGUCUUGCUGAGAUUGUAAGGAGAAAUAUUUCCGUCUUGGGUUUGGAGCUGUUUUUUUGUUGAACUUCAGAAACCACAGAUUGUACCUUAGGACUUAUGUACAUUCAUCUUAAGCACAAAAGAGUGUUUUAGUUCUGUUCUGUCAUGUCCUGACCCUGAGCUGGGUAUCUGGGCCUAUAUUUUUUUAUUUUAGGUUCUAUUAUAGUAAGACAAUCAUUUAGCAAUAUGGGUGACAUGUGUAACUGUAAAGUGUUGUCGCUGAAUGACUGCGUGACUGUUUUUUUUUACUUGGAUCGUUGAUGAUGUGGAAGUCAAGAUCAGGAACGUCUGCAGCACACGGUGCAGUUUAGUUACAUGUGAAAAGUUUGUGAUGUUAAAUUUUUGUUGAGAUGUUGGAUGUUUGGUUGGACAGAGAGAAAACACACGAUUGAUGGUCUGAAACGGAUUUCGAAGCGUGUCCUUAUAUGAAAUUCAAAAUAUGUUGAAUUUAUGGAUCGUAACCAAACUGUGAACGCAGCUACAGAACUGACUUGAUUAGUGUUUUAUUCAUAGCAAUUCAUUUUUAUUGAACUUUGACUACGAUGUCAAUUCAAUACGGCACAGCUGCAAUAUUUUAUUCACAUUUCGCCUUAAUUCCAACAUCUGGAGACAACACUGUAAUAUAGAGCCUGCAAAGUGAUGUUACAUCUUGUCUAUUGUGUGUGUGUGUACAAACCUUGUGCUGUUAAAAUGCAAAUUUUAGACGUUUCUAUCAUAAUUUGGUAUCUUGUAAAUGGUGUUUUCUUUGAUUAAUUUCCAUUUUGAUGGGAAUGAGGGCACUGGUUUUCCUUUUCUUUUCACCUGCAUGUAAAUCAAAACCAAAUAAACACACGGUCCGUUUAGUGUU
Messenger RNA from Stegastes partitus (bicolor damselfish), 3865 nucleotides. It is a transcript of the gene ikbkb, whose product is annotated as inhibitor of nuclear factor kappa B kinase subunit beta. Gene Ontology annotation, molecular function: protein binding; ATP binding; IkappaB kinase activity. The transcript has 20 exons. The record is from RefSeq and is a predicted model, not a curated record. Gene Ontology annotation, cellular component: IkappaB kinase complex; cytoplasm. Gene Ontology annotation, biological process: tumor necrosis factor-mediated signaling pathway; peptidyl-serine phosphorylation; positive regulation of transcription by RNA polymerase II. Bases 226 to 2283 code for a protein of 685 amino acids. NCBI's taxonomy places the organism in Eukaryota, Metazoa, Chordata, Actinopteri, Pomacentridae.